GGAAGUGGUUAGAUCAUUUAUUGGAUAACGAAAGCUCGCCCUAGCAAAUUUGCCCACCCACUCAAAGCGAUAUUUUAAAUAAGAACUUCACGUUGAACAUCGAACCACCCCACAAUCGAAGUCACGAUCAACUACUCUGCCGUCGAAUUCCAGCAGAGAUAAUUAAGGGAGCUUGAUACAGCAAAAGGCUUGUAUCUUGGGGUCGUAAUAAGCGCAUUACAUCACCCUCCAAAGGCAAAAGCACACCUAUCAAAAAAAAAUGUCUAGAGUCGCAAAUAAUCGCGAUUGGGCCGAUGAUGAGGAUCUCGAGGAUUCUAACGAGCUCCCACAGUCAACCACCACUACCAACAAAGAUGGCACACAAACGAUUGUAACCUGGAGAUUCAACGAUGAUGGAAAGAAGGUCAAGACUACUCGCCGCAUCAGAUUCACGAAAGUCAAAGAAAUCGUGAACCCAAGGGUCGCUGAGAGAAAAUCCUGGGGCAAAUUCGGAUUAUCCCAAAAGGAUGCUGCAGGGCCUGCUUCGGAUACAACCAGUGUAGGAGAGAACAUUAUAUUCAGACCAAGCACAAACUGGAGAAAGGACGCCAAGGAGGAGGUCUCGGAUGCCGGAGCCAUGAAGAACAAGUUGAAGGACAAGCAAGUCAAAUGUCGUAUUUGUAGCGGAGAGCAUUUCACAGCUAAGUGUCCUUUCAAAGGUACCAUGGCACCUUUGGGCGAGGAAGGGGCAGUCGAUGUCGCAGCUGGUCACGCAGAUACUCCAGAGGGUCCAGGUGGCCUUGGUGCUGGCAAAUCUUCAUACGUACCACCUCAUCUCAGAAAUGGCGGUACCGCUGGUGGUGAGAGAAUGGGUGGCGGCAAGUUCGAGAGGGAUGAUUUGGCUACUUUACGUGUCACUAACGUGUCAGAAAUGGCCGAGGAACAAGAACUUCGGGAUAUGUUCGAACGUUUCGGCAGAGUCACAAGAGUUUUCUUGGCGAAGGACCGAGAAACUGGUUUGGCAAAGGGCUUUGCAUUUAUUAGUUUCCAGGAAAGAUCAGAUGCUGCAAAGGCUUGCGAAAAAAUGGACGGUUAUGGUUUCAAGCAUUUGAUUUUACGAGUCGAGUUUGCAAAGAAGGCUUCAUAGAUAUAUCGAGAUUUAUGAAAGGGCGGUUAUGUGUAAUGGGAUAUCAUUGUUUCCUUGCCUUUAUUGGUCAUGGCUUAUGGAUUUUAUGAACUUUUCUUCACUAUCAGAACUGUUCUGACCGCAAGUAUGAAAAAAAUCAAUUACGCGAGAUACUUUUGAACCAAAAUUCCUCGUACCUGAACAUUGAAAUGCAGCCUAAGACUACAAGUGAAGAUGUAAAACACUAGGGCAAUCAUCGCUGCAUUAUCCA
This is a messenger RNA of Botrytis cinerea B05.10, 1376 nucleotides long. It is a transcript of the gene Bctif35, whose product is annotated as Bctif35. Bases 260 to 1126 code for a protein of 288 amino acids. The record is from RefSeq and is a predicted model, not a curated record. Lineage: Eukaryota; Fungi; Ascomycota; Leotiomycetes; Helotiales; Sclerotiniaceae. Gene Ontology annotation, molecular function: translation initiation factor activity; RNA binding. Gene Ontology annotation, cellular component: cytoplasm; eukaryotic translation initiation factor 3 complex. The transcript has 4 exons.